GCCCAGCCGCGGCCGCAGCGCACUCUGCCGGCUCCCGGGUCCUGUCCGCGGGGAGCGCGCCGCUCGUCCGCCCAGUGCCGGCGCGGGCCGCCCGCCGCGGGCUCGGGGUCACCAUGCGCCCGCCCGGGCCCUGGCUGUGCGCGCUGGCCGGCGCCGUCGCCUGCGCCCUCGGCCCCCGGGGUGGCCAGGCAAUCGGGCUGCAGCGGGAGGAGUGCAUCUACCUGAAGAUGAUUGAGGUGCAGCACAAGCAGUGCUUGGAGGAGGCCCAGCUGGAGAAUGAGACCAUAGGCUGCAGCAAGAUGUGGGACAACCUCACCUGCUGGCCAGCCACCCCCCGGGGCCAGGCAGUGGUCUUGGGCUGCCCUCUCAUCUUUAACAUCUUCGCCCCCACUGCAGGCCGCAACGUGAGCCGUAACUGUACCGACGAGGGCUGGACGCCCCUGGAGCCUGGUCCCUACCCCGCGGCCUGUGGCUUCGAUGAGAGAGAAUCGGCUUUGGAUGAGCAGCAGCAGAUGAUGUUCUACAGUUCCGUGAAGACCGGCUACACCGUCGGCUACAGCCUGUCCCUCGCAGCCCUUCUGGUGGCCACAGCCAUCCUGAGCUUGUUCAGGAAGCUUCACUGCACGCGGAACUACAUCCACAUGCACCUCUUCAUCUCCUUCAUCCUGAGGGCGGUUGCCGUCUUCAUCAAAGACUUGGCCCUCUUUGACAGCGGGGAGCUGGACCACUGUGAGGGCUCGGUGGGCUGUAAGGCCGCUGUGGUCCUGUUCCAGUACUGUGUCAUGGCCAACUUUUUCUGGCUGCUGGUGGAGGGCCUUUACCUUUACACCCUGCUCGCCGUCUCCUUCUUCUCCGAGCGGAAGUACUUCUGGGGGUACAUACUCAUCGGCUGGGGCAUGCCCAGUACCUUCACCAUGGUGUGGACCAUCAUCAGGAUCCAUUUUGAAGACUACGGAUGCUGGGACACCAUCAACUCUUCAUUGUGGUGGAUCAUCAAGGUCCCCAUUCUCAUUUCCAUCUUGGUGAACUUCAUCCUGUUUAUUUGCAUCAUCCGAAUCCUGGUUCAGAAACUGCGGCCCCCUGAUGUUGGGAAGAGUGACAGCAGCCCUUAUUCGAGACUGGCCAAAUCCACCCUUCUGCUCAUCCCCCUGUUUGGAGUGCACUACAUCAUGUUCGCCUUCUUCCCUGACAACUUUAAGGCGGAAAUAAAAAUGGUCUUUGAGCUCGUCGUAGGGUCGUUCCAGGGCUUCGUGGUGGCCAUCCUCUACUGCUUCCUCAACGGCGAGGUGCAGGCGGAGCUGCGGCGCAAGUGGCGGCGCUGGCGAACGCAGGGCAUGCUGGGAGUGGGCCCCAAGUACCACCACCCAUCCGGAGGCAGCAACGGGGCCACGUGCAGCACGCAGGUGUCCAUGCUGACCCGCAUCAGCCCCGGCGCUCGCCGCUCCUCCAGUUUCCAGGCCGAAGUCUCACUUGUCUGACCUCCAUGGGUCAAGGGGUGAUGUCUUCUGCCUGCUCCUACCUCCCGGGCUGGCACUGGAGGCAGAGGCCUGCGCACGUGCGGCCAACCCUGGGCUUGGAAGGCGUCCUGGCACCUCCAUUCCCACCACAAGCCCAGGGCUUGGGCAGCACCGCCUUUGCCCCUGCUGGGGCGCUGUGAGGUGGGCUUCCAGUCCAGGACAAGAAACCUGCGCCUCCUCACUAGCCUUGAACCCCUGGCAUUUCUCCUGACAUGUGGAGGAAGGCAGCUGCCACCCCCGAUACACACGGGAAUGUGGUGUGAUCGGAGGGGACAAAGAGCUUGUCCGGCAAGGUCACCACCACCUAGCCAGUGCUUGAAAUUACACCACUACCGGCAGGUUCCUUGGGACUGAGUCGUCGCCACUGCUCACUUCCCCCAGAGCUGCUGCCAGCUGCUCCCGGCCUCCCUGGCUGCCAGUGCCUCCAGUUGAAUGAAUUCCGUUAUAACAGGGAGUUUGGAACCAGGGGACACGGCUGUGUCCGUAGCCCUCGUUGAAGCAGAGUGGUCCCGGAAUGGCUGGGGCCGUGCCAGACUGCCACCAGCCCUACACACCCCGAAACCACCCUAGGCUGCCCACCUGUGUGGCAACUAUUAGGACCGGACUCAGGUGUUCUCUCCUGGGUGCCCCGUACCCUCGCAUCACUCCAGCCCCUGGGAGCCACUGUCCAUAGGGAUGUCAACACAUCUGGAAAGUGAAUCUUACACAGAGUGCACGGGUACCUCUUCCUGCCACACAGAGCUUGAACUUUGCAUACCUGCCUGGUAUGCAAAUGAAAGCACAGACUCUUUUUAACUGCUGCCUUUUUAUAUUGUAAUAAGCUGAGCCCCUUGGUUAUUUGUAUCACCACUGGUAUUGUUAUUACCGCCAUCUCUGCAGCCCCAAGUCCUCCUUGCCCUCCCUGGAGUGUGGCCAGGGGAUCCUCCAACCCCUGUGAAUCCUCUCUGCACCAGAGCCUGGUGAUCGUAGCACCCUGCCACCACACAGCUUCCUCCCCACAUCCCAGCCAAAAUAGCCUUUCAGGACGGCAUACAGGCUUGUGCAACAAUAAAUCCGGGUUGGAUUGA
This is a messenger RNA of Erinaceus europaeus (western European hedgehog), 2584 nucleotides long. It is a transcript of the gene VIPR1, whose product is annotated as vasoactive intestinal peptide receptor 1. The transcript has 13 exons. Gene Ontology annotation, cellular component: plasma membrane. The record is from RefSeq and is a predicted model, not a curated record. Gene Ontology annotation, molecular function: vasoactive intestinal polypeptide receptor activity; peptide hormone binding; G protein-coupled peptide receptor activity. NCBI's taxonomy places the organism in Eukaryota, Metazoa, Chordata, Mammalia, Eulipotyphla, Erinaceidae. Gene Ontology annotation, biological process: cell surface receptor signaling pathway; adenylate cyclase-modulating G protein-coupled receptor signaling pathway. The coding region runs from base 114 to 1478 and encodes 454 amino acids.